AUGAAUGACUGUUUGUGUCUGGAUCACAGGAAACACUGUAAGUGUCCUCUUCUUGUCUUUACAGUGAUUUAUGACUCCACCACUUGUCUAUGUCUACUCCGCCUGCUGCUAUUGGCUGAGCUGUUUGUCCAUUCGUCGUCUCGUCCCACCCACAGUUCCUCCCUCUGUGGUUUGUUGGGAUCAAUGAUCCCUCAGGUGGAUAUGCUGAUGAGCAACGCCAAAAAACUCCAUGAGCUGUCAGAAAAUGAACUCUCAAACUUAGCUGCUACGGAGAGCAGACUUCAUGGUCUUCCUAACCUGCAGCACACGGCAGCACAUUUCAACUCACUCAAGGUGAAUGAGUCCCUGUCCCAGCUCUAUGAGUUCAUUCAGUCCAUUAAGCUGCAUGUGGACUGGUUGAAAACAGCAAAAGACAACUUCAGUUUACCCUCCCAGUCAGCUGAGGGCGCCAGCACUCACCUCCUGCAACUGUCCAACCUCAUCAACACGGCUCUCAACCAGAUUGGAGAAGAGGUCCCUCAGUCACCAGCUCCCUCCCUCCCUGUCGCCUCCACAGCCUUCGACGUGCUCCUGUUCUCCGUCGAGCUCUCUGAACGGUCACAGACUUUCUCCAGCUGGUCGAAAAGAGUGUUACGACAUCUCCAGAGAAAAUCCCGCUGCCCCAGACAUUAAGAGGUCGCCUUCAACAGAGAAAGUCUUUCUACAAAACCACUGUUAAUUGAGAUGAUUUUUUUCGUGUUGCGUGGCGCUAGGGGUGAUAGUAUUACUUUGUCAGUAUGUCAGUCCACCACUUAUCUCAACAGCUGUUGGGUGGAUUGCCAUGAAAUUUGGUACAGAUAUUUAUUCCCCCCUUAACGAUGAAUUCUAAUCGUUUUGAUCCUCUGACUUUUCUUGUAGCGCCGCCAUCAGGUCAGAAUUGUAGUUAGUCCAAUACAUUGGUUUAUGAAUGAAUACCUGGGAAGCAGUGGCGAUUGCUCUAAGACUGCAAGGGAAGCUCAGCUUCCCCUAAAAUGUCAACAAAAUAAGUGGUCAAAUAUGUGCUGUUGUGUGAACAUUUCAUUGACUAAAUAUGCGCUAGAACGCGUUUAUCUUUUGUUCAGAAUCAGCUACUUAUCACAGGUAACCGACACGACUUCUUCUCAUUCAUCCCUGCAGCGCCACAGCGCUUUACACAGUGUAGACGCCGAGCGUCUCCUGACUUCAAUGGGGAAGCAAAGAGCGGGUUGUUCCACUGCAGCGAAACUAGACGGUGAUUGGAUAAAUGCUGGGCUUUGUCCCGCCCAUCGGACGCUCAGCGUCUCUGGGGGUCUAUGGGGCAGUGGGCUGGCCCGGACGCUCGGCUUCUGCAUGGUGAUUGGAUGAUCUGUCUGAGGCUGAGUCCCUUUUUGAUUGACAGCGAAAUGAGCGAAUCAGCGAUCUUGAAGUAUAAGCAUCCACCGGAGCAAUUUUCAAGUUUUUCAUUCCGUUGUUCGGAGUUGACCUGGAGACGUUACUGAUCCUCAGCGACUUUGUCUUUGUUAAAAACAACUAGCGUUGUGUUUGGCGACUCUCUUCUGUCACUCUGCGAAUUUACAUUUAAAUAAACUGACACAUUUUAUGAUGUAGGCCGAAAAUGAGCUUCCCCUCCUUAUAAGACCAGCAGCCGCCACUGCUGGGAAGCGAAUGACAAUACCUGCAGCCUCAUCUCCGUGUUUUGUUCUGCUCAGAAAAUGUUAGCAUGCUAAUAUGCUAAACUACGAUGAUGAACACGGUAACCGUUACACCUGCUUACCAUCAGCACGUUGGCAUUUUCAUUGAGGACAUGUUAGCAAGCUGAUGUUAGCAGUUAGCUCAUCGCUGUGCCUAGAUAGAGUCUCUCAGAGCUACUAGCAAAGACUCUCAGUCUUGUUUACACGUGGUGAAGCGUCAGAUGUGGCAGGAACAACGUACUGCAGAGUUGAAACAGUUUUGAUGCAACAAAAGGAAAAUGUUGAGUUCUUGAUACAUGAGCACUUUGGCGCUUUGUUUACACGAUUUCAUCUCUGUGCAGCCAUAUUAGCAUCUGCUCAGCAGUCAAACAGAAUGUAAGUUUAUUGAAUGAAAGAAAGUAUGUGUGUGGUAUUUUCCAUUUGGCCUUUUAAACAGUGUGGUACUAAUGCACUGAGUUGAGGGCACCAGUUACGUUUACUCCCUUUAAGACUGUUUACACUCACAGUGCCUGCUAUGUGUUGAUCUACUCAUGAGCUAAACUACGAGAAAAAGUUGUGGAAAAUUGUUAUUUUUAUACUGACUUUUUUUUUUGUUUGAUUGUUUUUAACUAUUUAGGAUAAUAUUUAUGAUCUUUUUCUAAGUAUGUGAUCGUGUUUAGUGUG
Molecule: messenger RNA, 2351 nt
Organism: Seriola aureovittata
Lineage: Eukaryota; Metazoa; Chordata; Actinopteri; Carangiformes; Carangidae
Gene: il11b
Product: interleukin 11b
Exons: 5
Coding region: 1-672 (223 amino acids)
Biological process (GO): positive regulation of cell population proliferation; positive regulation of MAPK cascade
Cellular component (GO): cytoplasm
Molecular function (GO): growth factor activity; cytokine activity
Source: RefSeq, a predicted model, not a curated record